This is a messenger RNA of Sphaeramia orbicularis (orbiculate cardinalfish), 1182 nucleotides long. Its product is annotated as keratin-associated protein 10-8-like. The record is from RefSeq and is a predicted model, not a curated record. Bases 1 to 1182 code for a protein of 393 amino acids. Lineage: Eukaryota; Metazoa; Chordata; Actinopteri; Kurtiformes; Apogonidae. The transcript has 2 exons.
AUGGUACCACCCAUCUGUGUCAUACCCAUCUGUCUGUGUGUGUGCUCCAGUGUGCUCCAGUGUCCUCCAGUGUGCUCCAGUGUACUCCAGUGUCCUCCAGUGUGCUCCAGUGUGCUCCAGUGUCCUCCAGUGUGCUCCAGUGUACUCCAGUGUCCUCCAGUGUCCUCCAGUGUACUCCAGUGUCCUCCAGUGUCCUCCAGUGUGCUCCAGUGUACUCCAGUGUCCUCCAGUGUGCUCCAGUGUCCUCCAGUGUACUCCAGUGUCCUCCAGUGUCCUCCAGUGUCCUCCAGUGUGCUCCAGUGUGCUCCAGUGUCCUCCAGUGUGCUCCAGUGUCCUCCAGUGUCCUCCAGUGUCCUCCAGUGUGCUCCAGUGUCCUCCAGUGUACUCCAGUGUCCUCCAGUGUACUCCAGUGUCCUCCAGUGUCCUCCAGUGUGCUCCAGUGUGCUCCAGUGUCCUCCAGUGUGCUCCAGUGUACUCCAGUGUCCUCCAGUGUCCUCCAGUGUGCUCCAGUGUCCUCCAGUGUCCUCCAGUGUGCUCCAGUGUCCUCCAGUGUGCUCCAGUGUCCUCCAGUGUGCUCCAGUGUGCUCCAGUGUGCUCCAGUGUACUCCAGUGUCCUCCAGUGUGCUCCAGUGUCCUCCAGUGUGCUCUAGUGUGCUCCAGUGUGCUCCAGUGUCCUCCAGUGUACUCCAGUGUCCUCCAGUGUCCUCCAGUGUACUCCAGUGUGCUCCAGUGUCCUCCAGUGUACUCCAGUGUCCUCCAGUGUGCUCCAGUGUGCUCCAGUGUGCUCCAGUGUACUCCAGUGUCCUCCAGUGUGCUCCAGUGUACUCCAGUGUGCUCCAGUGUGCUCCAGUGUCCUCCAGUGUACUCCAGUGUCCUCCAGUGUGCUCCAGUGUCCUCCAGUGUACUCCAGUGUCCUCCCGUGUACUCCAGUGUCCUCCAGUGUCCUCCAGUGUGCUCCAGUGUCCUCCAGUGUGCUCCAGUGUGCUCCAGUGUGCUCCAGUGUACUCCAGUGUCCUCCAGUGUGCUCCAGUGUGCUCCAGUGUCCUCCAGUUUGCUCUAGUGUGCUCCAGUGUGCUCCAGUGUCCUCCAGUGUACUCCAGUGUCCUCCAGUGUCCUCCAGUGUACUCCAGUGUGCUCCAGUGUACUCCAGUGUACUCCAGUUUCCAGCUGUUGGACUAUUGA